GAAAAAAAAGAAAAAAGUAGGUCGGGUGAGUGGUGACCCAAUUAGAUAUAGCAAAGCGCACAAACGAUAAAACGGCUUUUCGCCAUUUCUGAGUAUCAAUCCAAACGAAAUCCUUAUUCCUUUCCCUAACAAAGGGCGGCUAAUUAUUCAUAUUCCAAAUUCCAGUCUGCGUAAUUUCACUUGUAAUAUUUAGCAGGACAAAACAUAGUAAUUCUUAUUCUUUAUCAACACUUGGUGUCUUCAAUUUGAAGAAGUCGGAAGUUAGUAGAAACCAUGGAUGUCGUCCCGCUGCUGCAGAGCCAAUUCAUUGAACAUAUGAAUUCUUUGUACGCGGAGCAAUAUGUGGAUGAUCAGUUUACCCAGUUGCAGAAAUUGGCGGAUGAGAGCAAUCCAGAUUUUGUGUUUGAAGUUGUAACCCUAUUUUUUCAAGAUUCUGAAAAACUCAUUGAUAAUUUGACCAAAGCUCUUGAGCAGCCAGUUGUAGAUUUCAAUCAAGUGGCCAAUCAUGCCCAUCAAUUUAAGGGCAGUAGUUCUAGCAUUGGAGCAAAUAGGGUCAAGAAUCAAUGCGUUAAGUUUCGUGCUUAUUGCGAGGAGCAAAACCGUGAAGGGUGUGUCGCUUGUCUGCAAGACCUGCAGCAGGAAUAUUUUGUUUUGAAAAAGAAGUUUGAAUUCCUUUUCAAGAUUGAGCAAGAUAUUGUGAACAAUGGCGGUACAAUUCCAUCCAGGCAAUGAAUAAUAAGCCAUGGAACCCCUAGCUGUUUAAAGCGAAGCGAGAACAAAGAGAAAAAGUUAGUAAGAUUAAACUGAAUGUUAAGGUAGACCCUUUUGCAGGUCUCCAUUACUCUGAAAUCCAUUGUGAAUAACUGACAUAAUCUUAAAUCUGUUAUUCUACAUACCAUUUUCCUGUGAGAUAUGUAAUUUUCUGGAUUUUUCUAAAGACUAAAUGGCUGAUAAAAAUACUGUAAUUUUUUUGUUUGACAUUCUUGAUCCAUCCCAGUUCAGUU
This is a messenger RNA of Amaranthus tricolor (Joseph's coat), 1004 nucleotides long. Its product is annotated as histidine-containing phosphotransfer protein 1-like. The record is from RefSeq and is a predicted model, not a curated record. Gene Ontology annotation, molecular function: histidine phosphotransfer kinase activity; protein histidine kinase binding. The transcript has 6 exons. Gene Ontology annotation, biological process: cytokinin-activated signaling pathway; phosphorylation; phosphorelay signal transduction system. Gene Ontology annotation, cellular component: nucleus; cytoplasm. The coding region runs from base 274 to 732 and encodes 152 amino acids. NCBI's taxonomy places the organism in Eukaryota, Viridiplantae, Streptophyta, Magnoliopsida, Caryophyllales, Amaranthaceae.